Dichomitus squalens LYAD-421 SS1 is the source of this 2730-nucleotide messenger RNA. RefSeq lists its product as uncharacterized. The transcript is spliced from 8 exons. Lineage: Eukaryota; Fungi; Basidiomycota; Agaricomycetes; Polyporales; Polyporaceae. The record is from RefSeq and is a predicted model, not a curated record. The coding region runs from base 1 to 2730 and encodes 909 amino acids.
AUGGGGACGAACCCUCAGAAGAACGUUGUCGAAAACGUUGUAGAAAAUGGUACAGCAAACAACCCAGCAUACAUCGCAGUGAACGAUGCAGUAAACACCUCAGGGAACGCUUCCUGCCUGUCAUUGCCGCCGCCCUUCCCUGCCGGUGUUCAACUCCCACUCCCUGCGAUUGCUGCCUCACAAUUCACUCCUCGUGCUCCCUCCACGAUCUCGGUGGGCCUCCUCCCAGUCCCAGAUAGCCAUCUUCUCUCAGGCCCUGCAGGUGCCUCUUCUCUAGUCCGAGCGAGUGAUCUGCGCCCCGGUAUGGCAAAUGCUCCGCCCCAUUCCCAAUGGAUAGGGAGCUCCCCCAAGCUAUUGAAUCCGGCAAGCAUCCUGAAGAGUAGCGAAGCUUUGCUCCCACUCCUUGCGGAUGUUCCGUAUCUGGCCUCAUCAGAGAAUUUGGAGAGCGUUCAGGCGCGCGCUAUGGUAAUAGGUUCAGCGACCGUUGCGCCACACGUCACGUUCGAUGUUCCGGUAAACGCUGCGCCAAACGUCGUGGGGAAUGUUGCACCGCGCGUUGCGCCAAGGGCCGCGCUAAACGUAGCGGAAAACACUGCACGAAACAUUAUGGAAAACACUGCGCCAAACGUCCCAAGAAACGCUGCGCCAAAUGUCUCGAGAAAUGCUGCGCCAAACGUCUCGAGAAACGCUGCCCUGAACGUAACGGGUCACGCUGCGCCAUAUGUCGCGGGAAACGCCGCACUGAAUGUCUCGGGAAAUGCUGCGCCAUAUGUUGCACCAAACGUAGCGGCAGCCAUCGUAGGACACCUUUCCGGCCUGUUUCCAGCAGGCGAGGAUGAGGACGAAGACGAGGACAAGGAUGAAGACGAGGAUGAUGAAGAUGUGGAGGAAGGCGACGGCCCCAAUGCUACUGGUCGUAUAUCCGAAGCUAGUCUUGAGCGUGUCAGAGAUGGGUUAAUCCAGGUGCAGAAGUCGGCCAAGGAUAUUGCAGCGGAGACGGGUCUCUCUUUGUCGCAAGUGUUUGAUCGGUGGAUGUCAACUAGCCAGCGCACGCACACGAAACGGAAUCCCUGGAACCUAUAUAGCGCAUACUUCAAGGACAACGAAGAGCAGGAACUGGCGCGUCUGAGAGAGCCCUGUGCUGAGGGUGCUAGCGAUACAGACAUUCGUCGUGCCUGCUAUAGGGCAUUCUUAGCUAACAUGGAACCCAAGGCGCAUGAAAUUCUCACCAAGUAUAGUACACUCCGGCAAAUUCAAGCUGGUAAGAGGCAGACGAAUGCCGAGCGCAAGGCUCAAUUCAGGAAAUUUCAGAAGAAGCUGCAAGAUCACAUCGACGCCUUUGAGUCUUUGCAUGGCUUUAGGGCCGCUUUUGUCUGCGCCGGGAGCAUUCCGAACUCGGACGGUGGAUUGGGUGCUGUAUACGAGUCGAAGCUUGCUACUGGUUUCUUCGAGAGUCGGUGUCGGGCAAACCCAAACACUAUCUUAUCGCAUUUCAAGGUGCAGGUUUUCAACACGGCGUCCAUGGAUGUUGUCUCGAUGACGUUCGACGCCGAGCGCUCUCGAAACCGGACAGUACGGGCCUCGACUCAGAACCAGCCGCUUGCGGGCAGCAUCCCGACAAAGGCUCUGGCUCCGGAGCCUUCAGGAGCAUUGAAGAAGCCGACCGGCCUUGAAGCGCGUCGUGAAGAGCUUGAACGCGAAAAUCCGGAGAGGAAGCCGGAGCUGAGCCGUUGGGUCACAGAAGCCUUACUCUUGCUCUUGAACAACUUGGACAUUCCUGGCAAAGGCAAGAUUGCCUGGAAGACGGUUCCAUGGAGACUGACUGGCUCCAAGUUGGCGCCGUUGGGGAUCCAGUGGCGCCAUUUCCCUGAAGGUGUUCCUCUGCCGCCCAUCUCUGUACGCAAGGGGUUCAAAAAGGAGAAAGCGUCCAAGAGGAGGGGGGAAAGCAUGCAGUCUUUGUCGCAAGAAAACCUCUACUGGCUGUACAGGGCAAACAAGGAUCCGAAGUACCCGCUUCACUUCACGGUGUAUCACGGCGAAGCGAUUGAUCUUGAGACGAGCAUCGAGCCAAUUGUCUUGGGCGCACCUCCUAGCUGUGAUUCUGAUCAUGUCCGUGGUUGCCGUCUCUUUGCCGACGGUCGUGUGGACCGCUGGGGCCCGAGUCGCCUUCCUCCCCCUCGGGACCAUGGCAAGGAUGUCAGCAGUGACGUGAUUGCCGGCGAUGAGAAUGGAGAGGAUGACAUGGAGGAGUCCUCUGACUCCUCUGACAUCUCAGAUGCCGACUCUGACGACACUGACGACACUGACAGCAAGAGUAGCAAAGUCUCCCUGAAGAGGAAGGUUGCGCGACUGUUCAAGAUGCAAUCCGAUAAGGGCUCGUCCAUGCCUGACGCGAAGCGAGAGAAGACGAAGGGUGACGGGUUCCGUCCAGUUCCCGUGCGUAUAGCUACGACGCCUAUCAGGUCAGAGCCAGUCACUGGUCCAUCCGGCCUGUCCAAGAUCAUGGUUAGCUCAGACUCUGGGGCGGAACGGAACGCGGAGCCUACGCGGCCCCCAAAAUGUCCAAGCAAAAUCCAACCCAGCCCACAGAAGAAGAAGAGGGCGCUGUCGACCACUCGUGAUGAUCCCGUCGCAUUCAAUCUGAAAGGCAAGGGAAAGCCCGCUCGCAUUGGCUUUGAGGUAUACAAAGAGGCGCACUUCACUAUGGCUCUUUGGGACAUGCUGACAUGA